AUGGGGCUCAUCAAUGCCCCAACAGCCCUCGCAGUAGCUGCGAUCUCUCUUCUGAUAUACGCCAUCUUUGGUCAACCAAAGUUGCGGAGGAACGGUGUCCCAUUGCGACGACCCCCUAAUACACUGCCGCUCGCUGGAAAUGGCAUCAUAUUCCUUAGAGACCGUCAGAAGCUAUUCGAUUGGUUCACCAAGUGUGAACGACUGUACGGCUAUGAAACGCUGCAAAUCUCUGUUCCCAGUCUACCUCCAGGGGUUAUCAUCAGCGAUCCCAAGAACCUAGAUUACGUGUUCAAGAACGAGGGCAUAUUUGCCAAGGGCGAGUUCUUCAAGGGGAGAUCUAGGGACUUAUUUGGGAAUGGCAUCAUCAAUGUUGAUGGCGAGCUGUGGAAGGUCCAGAGAAAGGCCGGACUCAACUUCCUUAAUACCUCGAACCUGAGGGUUCUAACAGACGUAGCGCUGCCACAGUAUUUAUCUCAGAGUGUCGCUUACCUCGGAAAACAGUCCGGUAACGACGUUGUGGAUUUACAAGCAGUCUUUCACGAGAUCACAACCCAACUCAUGGGGAAGAUGGCUUACAAUAUGGAAAUGCACGCAGAAGACACGUUCGGCCUGGCUUUCGACUACGCAUCUGGUGCAACUGCCGAACGGUUCCAGAACCCAAUGUGGUUUCUCACAGAGAUUCUCAAUGGAACACGUCUGAGGAAAUCCAUCUCUGUCGUGAAAUCCUUUGGACGGAACAUAGUCUCCAGUGCGAUGACGGACAGAAAAGCGUCUCCCAAAACCGUGCGGGACGUCUCACAAGACCUGGGGAACGACAGGCUCGACGACAUAUCCGGCAGUCUAGUCCAGUCAUUACUGGACUCUAUUGGCGACGAGCAGCUGGUCGCGGAUGCCGCGCUGAAUUACCUCUCUGCGGGUAAAGAUACCACGGCGCAGGCUCUUACGUGGACAUUCUACCUGCUCAUGCAAUACCCAGAAGUCGUGGCCAAAAUCCGCGAGGAGGUUGACGGCAUCAAAGAGCAUAGUGGGGAUACUCUUGAGAAAGCCAUUGCGGAACGGGGUAACCCGAGCACAAUGCCGUACGUCUUCUCAGUCUUCUAUGAAGCGUUGCGCAUCUUCCCACCGAUCCCUUUCGAAAUCAAACAGGCUGUUCAGGCAACGACGCUACCGGACGGCACCUUUCUGCCCCAGAACUCCGUCAUUGUCUGGUGUACCUGGGCGAUGAACCGCUCGCGCACCACAUGGGGCCCCGAUGCGGACCAGUUCCGGCCUGAACGAUGGCUGGUCGACGGUAAAGUUAUCAACAAGAGCACCUCCGAGUUCCCAGUCUUCAACGGCGGGCCAAGGACUUGUCUGGGGAAAAAGAUGGCUGAGAUCAUUGCCGUGCAAGUGAUUGCGACCGUGGCUAGUCUGUUUGAUUGCGUGAGAGUCGAUGACUCGACGAGGGUCAGCAAGAGUAGUCUUACCUUACCGAUGAAGGACGGCCUGCCCUGUUUUGUACGUCGUAGACCUGAAACUCAAUCCUAA
This is a messenger RNA of Colletotrichum fioriniae, 1527 nucleotides long. RefSeq lists its product as uncharacterized. The record is from RefSeq and is a predicted model, not a curated record. Gene Ontology annotation, molecular function: heme binding; oxidoreductase activity, acting on paired donors, with incorporation or reduction of molecular oxygen; iron ion binding. NCBI's taxonomy places the organism in Eukaryota, Fungi, Ascomycota, Sordariomycetes, Glomerellales, Glomerellaceae.